Messenger RNA from Carya illinoinensis, 1941 nucleotides. RefSeq names its product transcription factor bHLH18-like. Gene Ontology annotation, molecular function: protein dimerization activity. The record is from RefSeq and is a predicted model, not a curated record. The transcript has 5 exons. Bases 240 to 1343 code for a protein of 367 amino acids. Lineage: Eukaryota; Viridiplantae; Streptophyta; Magnoliopsida; Fagales; Juglandaceae.
AACAAGGAUGUCGUGCACAUGGGUCAAUGUACAACGUCUACUAUAAAAGGUGAAGGAGCUGGCCAAGAACGCUAUCACGGGCCACCUGGAAAUUAAGAACAACUCUUAGUGAUCAUAGCCUUUCCAGAAGAAAGGACUUAGCGUCUUCAUAUAUAUCUAAGAUUCUUGCGCCAGCUAACUAUCCUACUCUUUCGAGGAUCAACCUUUCCACAUCUUGAGCAAAUAAAGGAGUCGCAUUAAUGGAACUCUCAUCCGGGAAAUGGCUUUCCGAAUUGGAAAUGGAUGAUUACGAGUACAUCCACCAAUGCCACAUGAACGGUACUAUUGAUGAUGGAUUUACCACGAACUACAUCGCCACUGCAAUGCAAGAGAACUUUCAGCAAUCUCUCUCUUCAGAAAGCUAUUCUUCUUACCCUGCCUUCAAUACCGAAAACACCAUCACCACCACAACCACCACCGUUAGUAAUUCUUCCAUUGAAACACCUCGAAACAGCUUUGAGAGGCUAGCCAAACAAACAAAGAUUGACACUAGUACUUGGAACUCUGGCAUCACAGAGCAUGAAUCACCAAAACCUUCUUCCUCCCCCGGAGGCCAUAUUCUUUCAUUUGGGAAUCCGAAUUCGCUUCCAGACAACCCUAUGCAGUUCUAUAGGAAUCUUGGUUCUUCUUUGAAGCCGAAGCAUGAGGUUGUUUCUCCAGUAAAUAUACACGUACCUAUGAUUUCCAGGGGUUCCGUAGAGAACCAAAACCAUGCUCCAAAAGCCAGCCAGGGUACUAAGCGGGCCAGCUCAGUGACUAGAUCAACACAUUCAAACGCUCAAGAUCACAUAAUGGCAGAGAGAAAGCGUAGAGAAACGCUCAGCCAACGGUUCAUAGCUCUUUCAGCCAUUGUUCCUGGGCUUAAGAAGAUGGACAAAGCUUCAGUCCUUGGAGAUUCUAUUAAGUACGUGAAAGAGCUUCAAGAACGUGUGAUCUUGCUCGAGGAACAGACCAAGAAGAGGACUGUGGAAUCAGUUGUUUUUGUGAAGAAGUCUCAGCUUUCAGCGGAUGAUGAAACCUCUUCAUGUGACGAGAACUUUGAGGGUCGAUCUGACGAAGCACUCCCAGAAAUAGAAGCAAGAAUCUCAGACAAGGAUGUACUCAUCCGAAUUCACUGCGAGAAAAACAGAGGAGUUGUUGUGAAAAUACUAGGCGAAAUAGAGAAGCUUCAUCUAUCUGUUGUCAAUAGCAGUGUCUUGCCAUUUGGGAAUUCUACACUUGACAUAACUGUAAUCGCUCAGAUGGACAAUGCUUUCGACUUGACCGCAAAGGACUUGGUGAAAACCCUACGAGUGGCUUUAUAAAUUAGAUGUAAAUUCAACAUGGUAGACCAAGAGCAGCUCGUGCACUGAAGACUUCCUUUCUUUUAACAUCAAUUGCUUUGCAAAAAUAAUCCAUGUUUUAUCUCUCAAGAGAAAUCAGGCCAUGUGGACCUCUCCUUUAUUUAUUUUUCAUUCUUUUUGGGACCAUUUGCCAUUUCCAAAGCUUAUAGCUUCUCGUGAGGGUUCUAAUUUGCCGGAUGGUUUUUUCUUGUUCUUGAUUUUUACGUGGUCGACUCAUUGACCACGUUGAAUCAUCCGCUCUCUGUAAACAGAAACCUCAAGGCUAUAGUUUAUCAUAACCGGGAAUAUUUCGAGGUUUGACCCUUCAUAAUUAGGCUUAUAAUCCUAAUGAAAUCUCUUUGAUCUUCCUUUUUUGUUUUCCUGGCAUGGUACUUUUAGAGAAGGCAGAAUUGUACGUGGUCUGUGUUGAUCUUGUACUGCAGAGAAAAGCAGGAAGUCUCUUAGGAGUUAGAUCCAGUUUUUUUGUAGGGGGAAUGUAAAAUUUACUUCUAUAAGUACUGUACUAUUCAGCUGGAUUUUUUCAAGUCAAUGUAAGCUCUGAUCACCAAAUUACAUAAUA